Molecule: messenger RNA, 2091 nt
Organism: Hymenoscyphus albidus
Lineage: Eukaryota; Fungi; Ascomycota; Leotiomycetes; Helotiales; Helotiaceae
Source: the annotation of a GenBank genome assembly
GCGAUAUAUUUCCUCGCGCUCCCCCAACCUCAUCCUGUUCCUCUUCACACCUUUCCAUCCAAACACUUCAUCCAACAUCAUCCUUCCUCACUCAAUUACCCUCCCAUCCUCCCCUCCCACACACACAUACACUCCCCCAAUCAUCAAGAUGGGAAAGACCAAAGCAGUCAAGACUGGCAGCAGCAAGGCCAAGUCUGAGGUCAAACCAAUUUCAAAAGUCAAGAAUGCAGCAAUCACUAAACCUUCUCAGACUCCAAUUGCCAAAUCCAAGGCUAUCGCCAAAGAGGCAAAGAAGUCCAAGAAGGCUGUCAAGGAGCCAACUCCAUCCUCAUCUGAGAGCGAGUCUGGUUCCGACAGCGACUCUUCCGCUUCUGAAACCGAGGAGGAGGUUGUCGCAAAGCCAGUCGCUAACGGCAAGACCAAUGGUAAAGCUAAUGGCAAGGCAGUUGUUGCAAAGAAGGUAGCUAAGUCCGAUUCCGAUUCUUCUGAUUCAUCAGACGAUGAUCCUGAAGCAUCCGAUUCUGACUCUACCUCUGCCCAGUCCGAAUCUGACAGUGACGAUUCAUCUUCUGGAAGCGACUCUGAGGAGGAGGCUAAACCUGUAGUCAAGAAAGUUGAGGCUACCAAGAAGGCUGUUAACGGUGCCGCAAAGGCUGUUGCCAAGAAGGCUGUAAGUUUUCUCACCAUACAUCACUCAAUGUUUCUCACACUAAUACUCAAUCAGGAGGACUCAUCUUCCGGUUCCGAUUCCGACGAUUCUGGUUCCGACUCUGAUUCCAGCGAAGCUGCCACACCUGCUGUCAAGGCCGAGAAGGACGAGUCUUCUGGUUCUGACUCUGAGUCUGGUUCCGAUUCCGACUCUAGCGAUUCCGACAGCGAGACCGAAGCUGCUCCAUCCAAGAAGCGCAAGGCUGAUAAUGAGCCAGAGGCAGCUACCAAGAAGGCUAAGACUGAGGUUGUUGAGGACACUGGAAGCAAGAACUUGUUCGUUGGUAACUUGAGCUGGAACAUUGACGAUGAGUGGUUGUACAGAGAGUUCGAGGAGUUCGGAACCAUCACCCGUGCCAACGUUCUUACUGACAGAGAGUCUGGCCGCUCCAAGGGUUUCGGUUACGUUGAGUUCGACAACUCUGCCUCGGCCGCCGCUGCUCUCAAGGCUAAGAAAGGUGCUAUGAUCGAUGGCCGUGAGGCUAACGUCGACUUCUCUACACCACGAAACAACGAUGCUCCUCGCGACCGUGCUGACAACCGAGCCAAGUCAUUCGGUGACUCAACUAACCCACCAUCUGACACUCUCUUCGUUGGUAACUUGUCAUUCGAUGCUGACCAAGACACUGUCGGAGAGGCAUUUGGAGAGCAUGGAACUGUUGUUAACGUCAGACUUCCAACUGAUAUGUAAGCACUCAAUCACAUCGUGGCAUUUAUUUAUACUAAUAUCCUCCAGGGACUCUGGCAACCCUAAGGGAUUCGGAUAUGUUACAUUCGACUCUAUUGACGGAGCCAAGGCUGCUUUCGAGGCCAUGAAGGGACAAGAUAUUGCCGGUCGUCCAGUCAGACUCGACUACGCUACUCCUAAGCCUGACAGAGGUGCUGGAGGUGGACGUGGUGGACGAGGCGGCUUUGGUGACCGUGGUGGUCGCGGAGGUGGACGAGGCGGUGGACGUGGAGGAUUUGGUGAUCGUGGUGGCCGUGGCGGCGGGCGCGGAGGUGGAAGAGGUGGUGCUCGCGGUGGCCGGUAAGCAUUUCUCUCGAUAUCAAAUCGUUGAACCUUUUCUGACUUGAAAAUAGUGGUGGAUCCACCAACCGUGGAGGCUUUGGAGAUUUCCAAGGCAAGAAGCAGACCUUCUAAGCGAAGGCUGUUUGUGGGUUGUCCCGUUUUGCCUCACUCUAGGUUGAUACUUCGCUAUCUUUCUAUGUCCCGUGGGUUGCUCGUUGGCUUUGUGGGUUGUGGGCUCUUUUGACUUCUCUGCUUCUAUAGCAGUUGUGGGCAUUGAGAUCAGACUUGUGGGCUUGAGACAUUACACAGUGGGCUUCGUUGGCUUGUGGCUGUCCCGAUAUUCCUUGAUAAUCAGGGGAUUUGAGCUUUUUUGA